AUGAAACUCCUCGCCCUCAUCGCCGUAACUGUCCUUUUUGCUCAAACCGUCUCCUCAUUCCUGGACCGAGAUGCCACUGCUCGCUACUUGAAGGAAAUGGAAAUCGAGUUGGAAUUGGAGAACAACCUAAAAGCUCUCUCGCGUGCUCGUCGAGUUCCAGGCGCUCCUGACGCUCGUUCUUGUGGACCGAAACUCGUCAAAUUGGUUCUUUCAGUUUGUGGAGACAUCUGUACUCCAAAAAGCGGCCUGGACAUUGCCACCCACUGUUGUGCAGAUCAAUGCAGUGAUGACUAUAUUAAAGAAGCAUGUUGCCCAUGA
Molecule: messenger RNA, 318 nt
Organism: Caenorhabditis briggsae
Lineage: Eukaryota; Metazoa; Nematoda; Chromadorea; Rhabditida; Rhabditidae
Gene: Cbr-ins-6
Product: Protein CBR-INS-6
Exons: 2
Coding region: 1-318 (105 amino acids)
Cellular component (GO): extracellular region
Molecular function (GO): hormone activity
Source: RefSeq, a predicted model, not a curated record